AUGCCCCGCGGCGAGGCGGCCCCGCCCGAGCCGUACUCAUGGCGGUGGCCAGGAAGAUCAAAACUUUGCUGACGGUCAACAUCCUGGUGUUCGUGGGCAUCGUCCUCUUCUCCGUGUACUGCCGCCUGCAGGACCGCUCUGCCGCGCUGGUGCAGGUCGUGCGCGGCGCCGACCGCCGGGUGCGCAGCCGGCACGCCAAGGUGGGCGCGCUGGCCGACCGCGAAGCCAUCCUGCAGCGCCUGGACCACCUGGAGGAGGUGGUCUACAACCAGCUCAAUGGUCUUGCAAAACCCAUCGGCCUGGUAGAGGGGCCAGGUGGCCUGGGUCAGGGAGGCGUGGCGGCCACUCUGCAGGAGGACAGCCAGGAGAGGGAAGGCAAGUACGAGGAGUAUGGCUACAAUGCCCAGCUCAGCGACCGCAUCUCCCUGGACAGGACUAUCCCCGACUACAGGCCCAAAAAGUGCAGACAGCUGACCUACUCGGGUGACCUGCCCCAGGUCUCCGUGGUCUUCAUCUUCGUCAACGAGGCCCUGUCUGUCAUCCUGCGCUCCGUGCACAGCGUGGUCAACCACACGCCUUCCCAGCUGCUGAAGGAGGUCAUCCUGGUGGAUGACAACAGUGACAAUGUGGAGCUCAAGUUCAACCUGGACCAGUAUGUCCACCGGAGGUACCCUGGCCUGGUGAAGGUCGUCCGCAACAGCCGGCGGGAAGGCCUGAUCCGCGCGCGGCUGCAGGGCUGGAAGGUGGCCACAGCCCCUGUGGUCGGCUUCUUUGAUGCCCACGUGGAGUUCAACACCGGCUGGGCCGAGCCCGCCCUCCUGCGCAUCCGUGAGGACCGGAGGCGCAUCGUCCUGCCGGCCAUCGACAACAUCAAGUACAGCACCUUCGAGGUGCAGCAGUACGCCAGCGCUGCCCACGGCUACAACUGGGGGCUCUGGUGCAUGUACAUCAUCCCACCCCAGGACUGGCUAGACCGUGGGGAUGAGGCGGCACCCAUCAGGACCCCCGCCAUGAUCGGCUGCUCCUUCGUGGUGGACCGCGAGUACUUCGGGGACAUCGGCCUGCUGGACCCGGGCAUGGAGGUGUACGGUGCGGAGAACAUCGAGCUGGGGAUGAGGGUGUGGCAGUGUGGCGGCAGCAUGGAGGUGCUGCCCUGCUCCCGCGUGGCCCACAUCGAGCGCACCAAGAAGCCCUACAACAACGACAUCGACUACUACGCCAAGCGCAACGCUCUGCGGGCCGCCGAGGUGUGGAUGGAUGAGUUCAAGUCCCACGUGUACAUGGCCUGGAACAUCCCCAUGACUAACCCAGGGGUGGACUUUGGGGACGUGUCCGAGAGGCUGGCCCUGCGCCAGAGGCUGAAAUGCCGCAGCUUCAAGUGGUACCUGGAGAAUGUGUAUCCCGAGAUGAGGACCUACAACAACACCCUCACGUACGGAGAGGUGAGAAACAGCAAGGCCAGUGGCUACUGCCUGGACCAGGGUGCGGAGGACGAUGACCGGGCCAUCCUCUACCCCUGCCACGGCAUGUCCUCCCAGCUGGUGCGGUACAGUGCUGACGGCCUCCUGCAGCUGGGCCCCCUGGGCUCCACGGCCUUCCUGCCCGACUCCAAGUGCCUGGUGGACGAUGGCCGGGGACGCACGCCCACCCUGAAGAAGUGUGAAGAUGUGGCCAGGCCGGCACAGCGGCUGUGGGACUUCACGCAGAGUGGCCCCAUCGUGAGCCGGGACACGGGCCGGUGCCUAGAGGUAGAGAUGUCCAAAGACGCCAACUUCGGGCUCCGGCUGGUGGUGCAGAGGUGCUCAGGGCAGAAGUGGAUGAUCAGGAACUGGAUCAAGCACGGGCAGCACUGACC
Messenger RNA from Urocitellus parryii (Arctic ground squirrel), 1855 nucleotides. RefSeq names its product polypeptide N-acetylgalactosaminyltransferase 9 (gene Galnt9). Gene Ontology annotation, cellular component: Golgi apparatus. NCBI's taxonomy places the organism in Eukaryota, Metazoa, Chordata, Mammalia, Rodentia, Sciuridae. Gene Ontology annotation, biological process: protein O-linked glycosylation. Gene Ontology annotation, molecular function: polypeptide N-acetylgalactosaminyltransferase activity. The record is from RefSeq and is a predicted model, not a curated record.